Linum trigynum is the source of this 7916-nucleotide messenger RNA. Lineage: Eukaryota; Viridiplantae; Streptophyta; Magnoliopsida; Malpighiales; Linaceae. The record is from the annotation of a GenBank genome assembly.
UUAUGUUAAUUCAAAUGGUGAAAAUGAGAGUGGAUGCCGGUACAAGAGGUUCUAUCGUAAAACGGCAAUUACGGCCUAGUUGUAAGGAUUAGAUUCUCAUAGUUUGUAAAAAUUACGUAUGAAUUAUUGUUGACCAAAUAAUGAACCGAACUCUUGAAUUUCUGGUAUAUAUAUAUAUAUAUAUAUAUAUUGAGAACUCUUCAGUUGAUUUUUGUUAGAUGCUUGAAGCAAGAAAACAGUUUUGUGACCUUAUCAAAUCCUCAAAACCUGUUGAUGAAUUCAGGUUAUCCAACCAAGGAACCCAAAAAUGGAAACUACCUAAUUGGUCCAUACUCCAUACAAAUGCUCUUUACUUUACCUACCAUUUCUUUACCCAGUUAAGUUAAUUUCAUGGUGCGAUCUGACUCUUGGCGUACGUUUCCUUCCCCACUGGGCCGUUCGGUCCACCGCCCAAUCAUGAGUAAAAGUCUGCUCUUCUCGUGACGUGGUGCUUCGUUCAGCACCCAGCUCAACAGGCCCACCGAAGGGCCCACGUCCACCAGCUGGGCCCGCUGACGUGGAGCCUAUGCAAAUUGAUACCUUCGGACUUGAAACCAAAUUUAGGUAAAAACCAAAUUUUCAUAAAUCUCGUUCGCGUCCACCAGGGGCUAGCUAUCUAUAUAACCAGAUUUUCACAACCAAUUCAACUCCCCCUAAUUGCUGCCCAUACCUCCUUUCCUUUUGCGGAUUUGCGCUCUUUCUCGUCGUCGCCGGCGUGUGCGAACCUGAUCCUCCUCUUCCUAUCCGACUACGGGUUCCUCUCCGAUCUCCGCUGUCUAGAACUGUUCUUGCCUUUGGAUUACAGCGCGAGAAUUGUGUUGAUUCCUAGGGUUUCGCAGUUCUAUCUUGAAUUGGUUUUUGAUUAUCCUCUUGCCGAAGAUGUCUAAUUCGAGGAGUAGAGAAUGCGACGACGAGAUUUCGGACCGGGACGAAUUUGAAGAGUCAUCGUCCAUUUCCAGCGGCGUGGAGGCAUCUACAGCUGGAUCUGAUACGGUUUCGCCGGGGAGAAGCGAGAUUGGCCUGACCGAGCGGUUGACGGAGAUUCUCGUGGACGAAGGCGACGGGGAUUUGCUGCUUCAACGAAGUGAUCGGGAGGAUAGGGUCCUGCAGUGGCUACAAGCGCUAGAUAUGCAGGUCAUGGGCGCUUGUCGCGCUGAUGAGAGGUUGAAGCCGUUGUUGAAAUCGAAUGCUUCAAUUGGCGCUGCCGAGGAUCGCCUUCUGGCGCAUCUGAGUCAGCACUUUGACGCCUUUGAGGUCGGCAUGCUCGCGAGGUGCUUUUGCAUACCCCUUGUUUCGAUCAGGGUAGGGAAGAUCAACAAACAAGGGAACCUAUUCUACCCUACAUCUGCAAGAGGGAAUUUGAGUCUUGCAGUCUUGCCGACGUCUUAUCUCCGACUCUCAUUCAUUGGGGAUGAUGGUAGCACUGAAAGACUAGUUACCCUAAGUGGUAAAUCUAAUUCUGCAGCUGUCGUUGUUGAAGAAAUCCCAGCAGACAGUUCUGGCCGAUCUUUCCAAAUAAAAAUUGCUGGUGGGGCAGAUUUUUACUAUUGGUGCUCUGAAAAAUCAAAGCUGUUGGGAAUCGAAUUAAUUGCCAAGAUGAAGGAUAUCCUGAAGAGGAAGCCAUCAAUAGCAGAAUUAACUGGAAUUAGCAACUGGCGCCUCGAUUGCUUCGCAAAUCACAUUCGGUCGUAUCUCAUGGGCCUUAGCAGCAAAGAAUGUACGGUUGCUGGCCCGUUCUCUUUCACCUCGGAUGACUCUUCUUCAGCUUCUACAAGUUCCCAGUCAUUGACGCCCCAGCAGCGUUCCAGACACCUUGGCAGUGGCCAGCCACCAAAGUCCAGCAGUAGCCAUUAUCAAGGAAGCCUCAGCCCACGGUCAAGUUCCUUCAAGGAUGGUCCAAGCAAAAGCUACGUGUCCUCCUCUUUGAGACGGGAAAAGCUACGACGCCGUGGAGAUAGCAACUUGUCACCACUCGACAAUCAGGUAGUCAGAUUGCCAUCUUCCAUUGAUUCCUCAAAUUCAAGACCUGAAAAUGGCAAGUCCCCUGAAAACGAAACUCUUGCUGUGGGACUUUCGAGCUUUACCCCAUCACUUCAAAGCUCUACACUGCCACUACCUUCUCUAAGCUCACCCGCCCUCUCACCUUACUAUUGCUGGUGUCCUCUAAGUGGAUCCCAAUACCCUUCAGCAGAGUCUCGAGAAAUUCCCUUCUCAUCAAUACAGACACCUUUGCUUCCUCCACUUUCUUCCUUGUUGUCUGCCUCCUCCAGCUUGUUAGCACCACUCCCGCAUCUUGGCUUACCGGAUGCUCCAUCGCUUGAUUUCCCAGCCUUGUUCCCCAACCCAUUGGUUCGGCUUCCUAUUCCUACUUCUCAGCAGAUUCCUACCUUCACCCCAUUGAUAUGUGAUCCAAUUGUUCACAUCCCAGCCGUUGACAUUUGCUCGUCUGGUCCAGCAUACCUGGUGAGUGCCGGUCCCACAACAAUCACUGGUACCAUGGCACCAUUUGUAACUUCUUCCGAAUCGGAAGCAGCUUUGGAAACCGGCGCAAGGGAGACGCUUCGCUUGCUCAUCAGUGGUUCGACAGGCACUAAUCCUCAACUAAUGAAUGUGUUGCCUAAUCUCUACACCACCAGUGCUGACGAUGGUAAGAAGAACGGGAUACUUGUGGUUGGCAGCCGAGGACUCUACAGUAGGGACAGUGACAUUGAUUCAAUUGCUAGUAAUAUGGCCACAUUAGGCUUCCUUUCCUUGUCCCAGAGCACAAUGGGAGAUGGUAUUGCUAGUGAAUUGGAUGAUGCGUGCGAGAAUAUCGAAGUUUUGCAGAGAGAGUCUAAAGGUAUGGAUGAAUCAUCAUGUUCGUGAUAAUAUGAUGCUUAUGUUUCGUUUCAGACCCUCUUUUCUGUUGGGGUUUUGUAGUUGAGCUUUUGUUCCUGGAAAAUGAAAAGCUAUAUGCAUGUAUAUAGUAUAUGUUUGCAGCUGCCUUGGCGUAUCCCAAGUGUAAUUAGUUCCUCCAAGUAUUUGGUUUGCCAUUGUAUGGAGGGGUAGUGUGCGCCCUCGCCUCUUGUUUAUUGAUUGAAGUUUUUGUUGUUGGAAAUGGACGCCUCUGUAAGGUUUCUAUUACUCAUUUCAUACAUGCAUAAGUAAAGGAAAGAGAUGAUACGUAGUUUAGCUUCUGGCUCGAGGUUGAAUCUUCUUGACGAAGUAUCUUUCUGGAUGGGACUAGUGCUUGGAUCAGAUGAACCACGUCAUGAUGCUAAGAAUUUGAGAGGAAAAUUGUUUCAUUUAUUCUCUUAACUUACAACCUAUAUGUUGUUGUGCGACAUGAACAAAGUUGUCAACCCGCGGGUCGACCCACUUUGACCCUGAUCCGGCGAGAAAAACGGGCCAUAUGCACUCGCCGGGCCGACCGCUACAAGGUACCGGGUUGGAGGUCAAAUUGUGUCAUUUUUUUCUUUGGUUUGCGAAAUGCGUCUAUUUUCCGAUUUUUCUUUUCGCCUAACUCAAUCUUUGGAAUCCUGAACAUUUAAAUAUUUAUGUUAUAUAAGUGUGUGUGAAUUUUCACUAUAUUAUUGGAUCUAAGUACGAUAUGUUAUUUUUGUGUAAUAUUAUAUGUUAUAAGUCAUAUGCUAGAUAAGAUUUGAUAUAAUUUAUGAGGAUAAGUACAAUAUAAUGACUUUUUCUAUAUUUCCGGGCCAAGCCGGGCUAAAACGGUUGACCCAUUAACCCUUAACCCACUAGCUCGACCUGAUCCGGGUCAACCCGCGGGUUGACAACCUUGGACAUGAAUGAACGUAAGCACUUGGAGCUUUCUCCGCCAACUGGCUAAGUAGUGGGCGAUCCGAUCCAUCCAAUUUGAUCAGAAAAUUGUAUGGUCCAUGAAAUCGUACCGGACACCGUAUCGGAAAAGUCAGCGAUAGGGUAAUACCAUUAAAUAUCGCUUAUCGGUUUAGCCUCCAAUACUGGUAUUUUAUGGUUGAAUCGUUGGUACGAUACGAUUUCAUGGACCAUAGAAAAUUGGAGGAAUUUGUAGCCACAACUCUAUGUGGUUGCUAAUGCUAAUACUAAUGGUGGAGGUGGGGAGUUGUGCGUUUGUAAAUAUUUGGUUCACAGUACUGCAGUAGUAUAGCAGUCUCUUUUAUGGUGGAUGCUGAGAGUGGGGUUCCCAUUCCCAGGUUGGUCCCGUUGGACAGUUAUCAUCAGUAUCCUACUCCUGAUCUUGAAUGAAUGAUGGGCCCCCAUCCGAGACAGGCAGGCCCAGACUAUCUUAUCGGCCCAUGACUUUCUGUGAUCCUUCCUUUCCAUCUAUCAACUUCUGUAAAAUAAAAGAGAGAGAGAGAGAGAGAGUUUGUGCCCCCUCGUCUCGUGGCUGGGAACAGACGAGUCAGUCUCACAAAGCUGGACAACAUAUGUAUUUUAUGUUUAUCUAAACCCCCCACCCAAGAAAUCAAGAUUCCUCCUCGGCCACCGCCAGGCAUACAAUAAGAAAUGCAGAUACUUCUCAAUCUCAAUGAAUUCUGUAUUUUGCACUAACGGCUUAUGUGACGUCGGAAUGUAGUUUUUAGGAUUGUAACGAUAGCAAGGAAUUCUUGAGAUCGAUAUGUUUGUUUACAGAUCAUAUGUAUUAUGAUGUCCAAAUCUCUAUUCGGAUUUACUUGUGAGGAAUUCUUAGGAUUGUAAUGAUAGCAGGGAAUUCUUGAGAUCGAUAUGUUUGUUCAAAGACCAUAUGUACUACGAUGUUAAAAUCUCUGCACGGAUUUACUUGUGAGGAAUUCUUGAGAUGGAUAUGCAACUAAUCACAUAUAUGUAUUAUGAUGUUAAACAUGGGUAGCUCAAUUAGUAUGAUAUUGUUCGUUUUGACUUUUGAGCUAACUCUGAACAUAUUUAUUUUUUUGGUAUCCUUCUAUAAAAUGUUUCAUAUAAAUGAGGUUGGUGUACACAUACAAGGGUUUAUUCUCUAGCAUUUCAGAUGUGGUUCUUUUAUUAUCUCAUAACAAUCCUUCCAUUAAUACAAGACCACGAAUAUCGUGUCCUCCCUCAAUGAUUAUCUUGAUCCGCCAAACACCUUGCAUAUUUUAUCUUGACCCGUAGGUCAGAUGUAGAUCAACUUUGAUCUACUAGACAGAUGAGGAUCUCCUUGAUCCUCCAAACAUGCGUUGAUCUCUCCUAGAUCCACCAAAAGACGCAUAUCUCAAAUCCAAAGGUCAUUAAAUGAGCCCCCACCAAACUUAAGCCCACAACCCUAGAUCUAAACCAGACUCUGAUACCACUUGCUGAGAUCGGAUAGCUCAUUAGCACUAUAUUGUCCUCUUUGGGCUAAACCUAAACGAAUUUACUUUUGGGUAUCAUUUCCAAAACGCCGCGUACUAAUUGGGAUUAGUGGACACUCAUAUACAAUAGUCAUUUCCCUUGCAUUUCCAAUGUGGUACUUAUCUCAUAAUAAUCAUCCGCUCAAGAGAAGGACCACAAACUUCUUGUUUUCCCCUCAGUAUUUAUCUUGAUCCGCCUAACCAAAUGUAGAUCUCAAUUCCCUAGAUCACCGAAUGAAGGUCCACCAAACUAACAUUUACUAUCUAGAUCCGAAACACCAAACUCUUUUCUAAUACCACUUGUCGAGACCGUGUAGUACUUAAUUGGGGUCUCUAUAUAAAAUAAAAAAACUUCAUCAUAACAAUGGAAUCAUAAGCUUCCAUUGAGAUUAGCAUUAUACUUAGGUCGUUUGGAUGGAUCAAAUGUAAAACGAGACAAUUUGACCAAUUGUUUCAUUUUACAAAACGAGUCAUUUAAAAUGAGUCAAUUCAGAUUACCUGCCCCCACCCCAGACAAUUGUAAUUGGCUCAAAAUGAGUCAAUUCAGAAUUCUCCAGUCCAAAUUGCUUCAUCCAAAUUUUUUGUACCCAAACGGAUCAAUCUAGUACAAUUGACUCAAAACGAGACAAUUGUAUCAGAUUGAUCCAUUAGAAUUCCUCAUCCAAACCACCUUAGUUGUUAUAACACAUAAUAUAUUAGUCCCAUCCAGUAGACAUAUACCUUAUUUUUUUUACUCUCACAAGGGAAAAAAGUAUUUGAAUGGAAGAUGGCAAUUAUAACAGAAUGAAAAGUUAUCAUAAUGACAACUUUAAGCAUAAAGCUGCGGUAUAAUACUGGCAUUAGCCCACUAUCCAAUUAUUUUGUAGGGUAGUACUAUAUACGUUAUCUAUAAUUUUCUUUCCCUGCCUAAUUAAAGAACUUUAAUUCAUAACAUACCCAACGGAAUAGGUCAUGUGAAUUUAAUUAAAUCGAAAUUAAGAAUAUAGAAAAAUCAAAGAGUAUAAAUAAAUAUAGAAAAAUUGAAUAUUAAAUAAGAAAAAUUGAUAAUAUUUAGUGUAAAGUUAAAGUUUAUUAUGAAUUAUUAUAAUUUUAAUUAAUUUUAUCCUUUUUAAUGUUGAUUGGUUAUGACUUAUUGUAGUUAACGUCCAUAGAAAGUAGGCAUAACAAUUUCACCUCUUUUAUUCUCUCUAGAAGACAUUCAACAAAGAAUAGACUCAUAUGUUUUGGAAAAAAUGUCUAAUAAGAAAGCAAGUCUUCCCCUUAUGUGGUCUAUUCAUCCUUUUAGCAUUUGGACUUAAUAUUUUUAUUGUUCUAACCAUAUAAUUAAAGUCCAAUACAAUAUUUUUAUUAUAAUUUAAACAAAUAAUUAAAAUCCAACACAUAGUAAUUUGCCUUGUACAUAAUGGAGCUAACCUUUUUUUCAAUCGCUGGCUAGGCAUUAAAAAUGGCAAAUUUUCAAGGUGGAUCCAACAAGUUUUAAAUCACUGGUCCCCUCUUUCAAUCCAAUAAUUUUUACAUUCAAUCACACAUUGCAAUUUUGAUAAUUGUGAACCCACUAACCUAUCAUUCCUUGUAGAGGAAGAAACUCUUUGUGCAAAAAAUAAACAAAUUCGAAUCAUUAACUAGUGGCCAAGAGUUCACCUAAAAGAAAAUAAAAAUUGCCUGGGCCAAUGCCUCCAACUUCGUACAAAUACUAUCACCUUAAUCCCUUCCUCAACCACGUCUGAUCCUCCUCCCUAAUUUAGUUGUUAUUAAAAGUAAUCAAUCACAUUCCUUUGUAGUUAUUAUUUAUCGAUUGAUUUGGUCAACAAUAUGACUUUUGGAGAUAGGACAAAACUAAAUGCUAAUAUUUGGUUCAAUUUGUUCAUAGGUAAUGAAAUUCAAACAUUUUGCUUGUUUGUUUUGAAUGUAUAAUCAAUAAAAUCACUUAUAGAUUCCAAUUGAAGCAUCGAGAUCUCUUUUAGUUGUGUGUUAUAAAGAAAGUGAUCAUAUAUAAUCAAUUAUAUAUGUGACCCCUCUCCAAUCAUGAGAAAUUUUACAAUGCUAUAUAGUAUUGGUGCUAUAAGUUUUUGCCUUUCUGGUACAACUUAAAAUUGUACAUUUACGUUAUGGUACAACUUCAGAUUGUACCUAUAUUUUUUUUACAAAUUCUUUUAUGGUACAACUUGAACUUGUACCUUUAUGUAAUGGUACAAUUUCAAGUUGUAAAGUUGUACCAUAACAUAAUGGUACAAAUUGUUUUAUGGUACAACCUAAACUUAUACAUUUAAUGUUAUAGUACAAGUUUGAGUUGUACAUUAAAACACCAAUGCUAUAUAGCAUAGUAGAAGUGCUCCUCCAAUCAUAUUAACCCUUGAAAUUUAGCUUUCCCCCUAAUUUGGUGAUUAAAUUAGCAAAAUCCAACAAAAAAAUGACUUUUUCUUUAUCAACACCACCCAAAACUGGAAUUCAACACUUUCUAGAACUUGUCGUGCUUCAGCAAGCAAUCAGUAUAAAAUCCACAGUUUUCCCCGGCUCUUCCUCCUCUACCGAAGGAACAUUUAUUUUUAAUAUAAUAAUAUAAAAUUU